Sus scrofa (pig) is the source of this 9049-nucleotide messenger RNA. RefSeq names its product NEDD4 binding protein 2 (gene N4BP2). Lineage: Eukaryota; Metazoa; Chordata; Mammalia; Artiodactyla; Suidae. Gene Ontology annotation, molecular function: endonuclease activity; ubiquitin binding. Gene Ontology annotation, cellular component: nucleus. The record is from RefSeq and is a predicted model, not a curated record.
UAAGAAGACAUUAUGUUGGAUAAUAGGAAGAGCUGUAGAGUUUGCAGGUGUCAACCGUGGCCUUAAUAAGCACACUGAUAGCAUCAAUGCCAGACAGAUGGUUCUUCAUUUGAGAACCAGUCCUUUCAUAUUUCUCCAUAAUAUGUCAAACUUUCUUACCCAUCCUUAUUUCCCAUAUCCUUUUAGAAUAUUUAGGUCAGGCACAUGUGGCUGAUGGCUGCCAUAUUGACAUUGCAGUUCUGGAAGAUGGAGAGAUAUAUGACACAAUAAAUUUAAUUAAAAGGUCCUAUUACUGCUGGAUUGUGCAAGAUAUUUAACACUCUUUUCUUUGAGGUAUGACUUAAAUAUAAAACAUCUUAAAUAAGAAAAGGGAAACAUUUUAGUUGUGGAAGUCAGAAUGCCAAGGAGAAGGAAAAAUCUUGGGGGAAAUCCUUUUCGGAAGACUGCAAACUCUAAGGAAGUUGUAUCCAGUGUUGCUAGUCAUGAGGAGCCAACCACUACUCUUCCUUCCAUGUAUGAGACAAAAGUUGAUCAGGAAGAACUCUUCACCAGUAUCUCAGAGAUGUUUUCUGAUCUGGAUCCUGAUGUAGUGUAUUUGAUGCUUUCUGAAUGUGAUUUCAAAGUUGAAAAUGCCAUGGAUUGUCUAUUAGAAUUAUCUGCCACUGAUGCUAAGAUAGAAGAAUCAUCUUCUGAGAACCAAGUAAAUGCAACGGCAUGUGAAAUAAUGGAAAAGUGUCCUCCUAAAGAAGAGAGUGAAGAUUCAAAAAUGGAUUCAUUUUUGGACAUGCAGCUAACUGAAGACUUAGAUUCCUUAAUACAGAAUGCGUUUGAGAAAUUGAAUACUUCUCCUGAUGACCAAGUAUACUCGUUUUUGCCUUUGCAAGAUGUUAAUAGUUUUAGUGACCCGAGUGCGUUUAUAAAUUCAGAUUCAAGUAGUACAAAUCCUGUUCUUUCUACCCAAAAUACGGAUUUGAACAGUGAAAAUUUAGAGAGUUCUGCCUCUACAUUAAGUUCAGAUUCCUUAACUUCACAUUCAGUUUCAGAUGAGCCCAAAGGUUUUACAAAGGAUAACACACUGGCAUCGGAAGAUUCUCUUCUCAGUAGUUCUUUAAAUGUAGCAAAUGACACUAUGGUGGAUUGUAGCAGUCAAAUUCAGAGAGAGCUUUUAGAAUCUGAGUGUGUUGAGACCCAGUUCUCUCAAGCCCCUGUAGAUUCGGAUGCCAGUGAACUUCAGGCUCCUUUAAACCUUACUGUGCAAAACCCGGGGCUUGGUUUACUAGGUACAGGUGGGGAUCAGAAAUCCACUUCUGUCUCUGAUGUUUUUGUACCUGCUGAAGAAUUCACUUUCCAGCCACACAAACCUGCUGAACUGCCACCAAAGGGGAAGGAUGUGAACUACUGCCCAGUACUUACCCCUCUCCCUCUAUUGCUGCCUCCUCCUCCCCCUCCACCAAUGUGGAAUCCAAUGAUUCCUGCUUUUGACCUCUUCCAAGGAAACCAUGGCUUUGUAGCUCCCGUUGUAACCACAGCUGCACACUGGAGACCUGUCAACUAUACAUUUCCAUCCCCAGUUAUCUCUCACACUUCCCCAACAAAGGGAUGGAGGAAUAAGGAGGGAUCAAGUGCUUAUCAAAUACAAGAAGCUCCAGUUUCUCAGGUUGUAAGAAAGAAGACAUCAUCUUAUGUUGGACUAGUUCUUGUUCUUCUCAGAGGGCUUCCGGGAUCAGGAAAAUCUUUUUUGGCAAGGACUUUGCAAGAAGAUAAUCCAAGUGGAGUCAUUCUUAGUACUGAUGAUUAUUUUUACAUAAAUGGACAGUACCAGUUUGAUGUAAAGUACUUAGGAGAAGCCCAUGAAUGGAACCAGAAUCGUGCAAAAGAAGCAUUUGAGAAGAAGGUGUCACCUAUAAUAAUAGAUAAUACAAACCUACAGGCAUGGGAAAUGAAGCCAUAUGUUGCUUUGUCUCAAAAACAUAAAUAUAAAGUCCUUUUCCGGGAACCGGAUACAUGGUGGAAAUUCAAACCAAAGGAACUUGCAAGGCGUAAUAUUCAUGGGGUAAGCAAAGAAAAAAUAACAAGAAUGUUGGAACACUACCAACGUUUUGUUUCAGUGCCAAUAAUCAUGAGUUCUUCAGUUCCAGAGAAAAUUGAACGUAUUGAGUUGUGUGCAUAUUCUUGUGAAGACAGAAGUACUAGCCCAAGAGACAAUGAAGAUAUUACUUCUGAAAAAGAAGAAAAUGUUUUAUCCUCAUCUUUGAAGCAUCUAGAGCUAACUGAAGAGAAGAAACUUGAUGUGACCAAAGAAACUGUGUUACCUGAGAAUGUUCCGUGUCUCCCUAAUGCAGAUUUAAACAAAGGAAGAAAAGAAAUAAGUGGUGUGAAUCCUAACAUUCAGAGUGCCUUCAUUCAGGAAGCUCUAGACAUGUACUUUUCUGAUUCUGAAGGCAAAGUACGAGUAGCAGACAAAAGUGAAAGAGAAGAACCCGUAGAAAUGCCUUCGGAAAAAGAGUGUGGUAAAACCAAUGCAGAUAGGUCUGUAGAGAGCGUGUCACCGACUCUUUGCUCUGGAAAUAAUCAAGAUGACUGUGGUCUUUCAAGUACUGUGCCACUUCAAAAUGAAAAAUCUUCAUCUGGUGAAAUACUGGAAGAAAGAGCAGCAGUAAAGAAAAAAGCCUUUGGAAAGCAAAAAAGCAAAUCACCUCUGGAAAAGCUCCCAAAACAUGAGCUCUCUUUUGUUGGUGACUGGCCAGUUGAUAAGACUAUUGGUCAGAGGACGAAAAGGAACCGAAAAACUGAGAAAGCUUCAUGUGUACAAGGUGACAGAAAGUAUAAUCGCCCUCAGUCACAUAAAAUAUCAGAUCAUAGUUCAUCUGUGAGUAUAGAUUGUAUUCAACCACAGGCAUCUCCACAUGAAAACGUAGAGAGUGACAAGUCACAGUGUGACGAUGCUUUGGAAUCUUUCAAUAGCUGUAAAUAUGAUACUUAUAAAAAUACGGAAAAAGACUCCUUCAACAUUGUGGGCGACUGGCCUUCACCUGAUUCUUUAGCUCAGAGAGAGCACAGAUCAAGAAUGCCAAAGGCUGACCUAAAUGAACCCAACCUAGAAUUCGGCACUAACAACAGUAUGAGUGAAGUAUCCUUAUACACAGCACACGAGGCCUGUUGGGGCACAAACCCUGAAGAACUAAAAACAUUGGGUAGUUCUACUCAAGGCAGGUCUGAAAUGCUGCCCAGUGAGAUGACCGGUGAUACUAAGACUUGUCCCGGUAAAAAGAUUCAAAGGCAACACACAUUGUCUCUUGCCUUUACCAAUAGUGUGCCAGCUCUUCUUGGAGGAAUUGGCCCGCACACUCUAGCUGAAGUUCCAGAAGAAAAGCCUAAAGUCCCUGGAAUAGAAGUAGGCAUGUGGACCCAGACCGAACCGCAGGAUUUUGCUCUCUUAUGGAAAUUAGAAAAGAAUAAAAUUAAUGUUUCAGAUUCUCUGAGGGUACUAACAGGAAGAUUAGAUGGAUUUAAACCGAAAAUUUUCAAUAUUAACACAAAAUUAGAUGUUCAAGAAACAAUUCCAUAUAGGGUAAUGUAUGACAAAAGCACAUAUGUUGAAGAAAGUGAGCUUACUAGUGCUGAUGAAUCUGAAAAUCUUAACAUUCUUUGUAAACUAUUUGGAUCCUUUUCAUUAGAAGCCCUAAAAGACUUAUAUGAGAGGUGUAACAAAGAUAUUAUUUGGGCCACAAGCCUUUUACUGGAUUCUGAAACUAAAUUAUGUGAAGAUACUGAAUUUGAGAAUAUCAAAAAAUCAUAUGAUGAGGCACAAAUUGGGCCAUUUUCUCUGGGACUGAAUUUGAAGGAAAUUAUCAGCCAAAGAGGAAGCUUCGAGGAUUUGAAUUCUUCUGUGCCAGAAUUUAGCCAUGGAAUUGAUAUCAGUAACACCAGUGUACAGUCUGCCUGUAAUUUAGAAAAGGAAAACUUAGAGCAGGGAGAGAUAAAUGCGAUAAGUACUGAAAAGCCUGGAUUACUAACAAGUAUAUUUCCUAACAUAGAUCGAAAGAAUAGAAAUGAAGUACUUCCUACUAAUCAGGCAGAACUUUCAGGUUUAUGUAACGUUAAGCAGUUUUUUCCAGCUACUCUGAAAGCUACUGCCACUAAAAAUGUGAGUGAAAUGGAGAAGAAUCCUGAAGGCACAGAGAUUGGAGACAGUAUACACUCGUCUUCGAAUUUGUCUGAUAUUUUAAACUCUGUGUCGAGCACUUCAAAUCUUGAAUUACAGGAAGAACCUUAUUUUAGUGACUCUUCUGAAAUAAAUAAAACUGAAAAUCUUCCAAAAGAUUAUGUGAAAUUUCCAAACACAGAAGACUGUAUCAAUGAAGAGGAACAGGAAAUGGAAAAAAUUCUCAUGGCCGGGAGUACUUUGUCAGCUGGACUUACUGAAGAAGAUCAGACCGAGACGUUGAAUCCCACGCCAGUGACGGCCAAAUCUCUGACCAUAGAUUGUCUGGAAUUGGCAUUACCCCCUGAACUGGCUUUUCAGCUUAAUGAAUUAUUUGGCCCUGUUGGUAUUGAUUCAGGGUCCUUAACAGUUGAGGAUUGUGUGGUUCAUAUAGAUCUGAAUCUGGCUAAAGUGAUUCAUGAGAAAUGGAAAGAAUCUGUAAUGGAGCGACAAAGACAAGAAGAGGUAUCCUGUGGCAAGUUAAUGCAAGAUCCUUCCCUGGUUGGGCAUGCUGGUCUUGACAGUCCAGAACAAAAAUCAUCUCAGAGAACAGGCAAAAAAUUAUUGAAGACUUUAGCAGCACCUGAAAUGAUACCCUUAUUGGAUCAUUGGAACACUCAAACUAAAAAAGUAUCACUCAGAGAAAUAAUGUCAGAAGAAAUUGCCUUACAGGAAAAGCAUGAUUUGAAAAGGGAGACACUUAUGUUUGAAAAAGAUUGUGCCACUAAGCUAAAGGAGAAGCAGCUCUUUAAGAUAUUUCCAGCCAUUAACCAAAAUUUUCUGGUGGACAUUUUCAAGGACCACAACUAUUCUCUAGAACACACAGUGCAAUUUCUAAAUUGUGUUCUUGAAGGAGACCCUGUAAAAACAGUUGUAGCGCAAGAGUUUGUUCACCAAAACGAGAAUGUCACUUCUCAUACUGCACAGAAGUCUAAGGAGAAAAAGGUGAAAAAAUUAAAAGAGACUGAAGAGACAUCAAGCGAACCGUCUUUCCAGGAUUUUGAGUACCCCGAGUAUGAUGACUACAGGGCAGAGGCUUUCUUGCACCAGCAGAAGAGGAUAGAAUGCUACAGCAAGGCGAAAGAAGCUUAUCGGAUGGGGAAGAAAAAUGUGGCCACGUUUUAUGCCCAGCAGGGUAGUCUUCACGAGCAGAAGAUGAAAGAAGCCAAUCACCUUGCUGCCGUGGAGAUCUUUGAGAAAGUCAAUGCCUCCCUGCUGCCCCAGAAUGUUUUAGACCUCCAUGGGCUGCAUGUGGAUGAGGCUAUCGAACACUUGACGACAGUUUUACAGCAGAAAACUGAAGAAUUUAAGCAGAAUGGGGGUAAACCCUAUCUUUCUGUGAUUACGGGGCGAGGAAACCACAGCCAGGGAGGAGUUGCUCGCAUCAAACCAGCCGUCAUUAAAUACCUCACAAGCCAUAACUUCAGGUUCUCUGAAAUUAAACCAGGGUGCUUGAAAGUCAUGCUAAAGUGAAAUAAACACCCUUGACUUACAAAGUGUGAACUUCGUAGGUUAAAAUUAGUUUUAUUUGCAGUGAUUUGUCAGUUUUACUGUAAAUAUGUUUUAUUAGAAAUAAUGUCCAGUUAUAAAACAGAAAAACAUGUUUCAAAAUUCAAGAGAAGUUUAAUUUUUUACUGAAUCAAAUGCCAAAUAUGUUGUCUAUUAAAAAUACUAAAGAGGAUUUUUACUGAUCACAAGAUGUCUAAGAAAAUUAUCAGCUACAGUUUUAAAGACUGAAAUGCUCUGAUUCUUUCUCAGACAGAAAAUGUUACCUUUGUAUUAAUUGUUGUUUGACAUUUAGUAAAGUCUUAAAGGCUUCUUUGAGAGGUAUUUAAAAUGCUUUGAGACCUAGUUCAUGCCCUUCAAGGCUUGUAUUUAAGAAAGAAGAAGCAUUAGUGGUGGUAGUAAUGAAAGACAAAAACACUUGAGUGUUUUUUGACUUCAAAACAAUACAAAAAAAUCAUUUUGCCCUAUCCUACUGGAAGGAAGACAUGCAUUGUACCUUCUGCUUUGUAUAUGAUCAUUCUCUCUUACCUUUUGUUCCUUUGUUCUCUGUGUGUGCAUUUUCUAGGAGUAAAAUUGGGGUCUGAGAUUAUAUUGCAGUUUUAUACCUUCCAUAGCAGACAAGUUUUCAGAGAAGGAGAAAUGGUUAGAUAUCUCCCAAGUGUUGCUGUCUUCUAGAACUGUCUAAGUGGUAUUUAAGACAGUACUAAAGAGCUAUAUUUUGUAUUUUGAGGCAUGUAAUUUCUAAACUGCAAGAGGUGAAAAUCCUAUUAAGACAGAUAUAGAAAACAUUUUUGAUAUAAUCAUAAAAGAAAUUCUUAACAUUUAAAAGUUUUUUACCUUUAUUUUUAAAAAGAGCCAACUUUCUGAAAGGAAACUUUCAUUAACUUCUGUUUUUUGGUGAGCUAAAGAGUCCUGUUAGUAUGUCAGUUAACAUUUCCUUUACACAAAUUUAUGUGGUAAAGUGUAAUUUUCCAAAUGAGACACUGGCUUAAAUAAAUUUGACUUUGGAUAUGGAGACUAUUUUCAACAUACGUAAUUUUAGCAAACAAUUGUAUUGCUUUUUGAUAAGCUUAAAAAUUAUUUGGAUCAGGAAUUACAGUAUUGCGCUAUUACUGAAAGAAUGCUGAAUUACAGAAUGGUUUCCCAAAAGAAUAGACAUUUUAAUGAAACUGAAACUCAAAACCACAUUUUUAUAUAUCAUGAAAGCAUGCUUGUAAGAGAAGAGCCAUAUCAUUGAAUUUAUUUCCACAAAAAUAGUCAUGUAUGUUUAUUAGUUAGAAAUAGUGACUAGUAUUGAAGUAUUAUUCACAUUGUUAUGUUUGUAGCAAUCUGUUUAAAAAAGAAAAAGUGCCAACAAUUUGGCAUAUGUUUUUUGUGAUUUGUAUACAUUAAAAAUAAAGCAGUUCCUUUCGACAACUUAUAAAAUUACAACUGUUAAAUAUUUCUAUGUAUAAAUUGAUAAGAAAUAAGAAAUGUGAAUAGCUACUAAAACCUAGAAUUAUUUGAGUGUGCAGCUGCAUGCUCAUUUUCUGUGUUUUUAUAUUUCCUCACCCAGUUUUAAAAAAAUGCAUCGCUUUUGAGCACUUCAGCUGUACGUAUUUCAGUAUUAUUUAUUAUAAUUAUGAUUAAUAUGGGAGCAGUCAAAAAGAACAAGAGGUGAGGUAUUUUGCGGGCAGAAAUCAAAUGAAAAGAAGCUAUGUUUUUUACUAUAUCAACUCUAAUUUUAUGCUUUAUUUUGGUAGAUCUAGGAUAUUCUUAAUCAUCAUUCAUAAAUAUACAGGCAAAUUGUGAGCAUCUUAAGUGUUUUUAUGAAAUUGUAAACAAAGCUACCAAACUGCCUCCUACCCCGCUGUCUGGCGUAGUUUAAACAACACAUAAUUAUGAAAGAAAAUUUUAUAACUGCUCCUUUCUUGUUUUGCCUGUUUCUAAACCUGCAGGCCAAAGGUAAACAAGAGUUUGGGGAUUAUCACAUUUUUCUCUUUUGUCUAUUUCUAAAUCCCGUUUGUCAAAACUAAAGAUAGUGUGGAGCUUAUCAAAGCUUUUGUGUAUGUAUUGGUAUAUUUGUGCUAACAUAUGACUUAUUAGAAUGGCUUUUUGCACAUUUUAGCAGUACAACACUUCUGUGAUUUGGAAGGUUUUAGUAACAACUAUCGUCUUUCAGCAGUCUCUGAUGACUAGCUACCAGGGGGAAGAGAACUAAUGUGAACCCACAGGGAAAGUGGGGAUGGACUGAGGGGACUCUUAACACUAUUUUCGAUCUAUUCAUUGCCUUCCAUCAACAUGAAAAAUGGAAGCAUGUUGUCUUACAUUCAUCUCAGUAGUGUGUUCAUGUUGAGGUUUCUUCAGUUUAUUUGUGUUUCAGUACUACUUGCAAUUCAGUGGCCUUUAAAUGUAGGACACUGUGUAGUUGAAAUCCUGACUUAUAUGCGUCUUGUGUAUUGUAACACAUUUUUUAAAAAAAAGCUAAAUAAUUCUUUUGGAUUGUUUCCAGUCCUUUAUUUUGGUGUUUUUCUGUUUAAAUUCAAGAGUUUUGUAUGCUUAGGAAAACGACAUGUGUAGUAGCAAGAUGGGUUAUUUCUCAGCUUGAAAUUGGAAACUUUGAAACUCAGGAAAUUGCUCUGACAAUGUUUUAACUGCUUUCAAUUUAAGAAAAUGACAAAAUAUAUAAAAAAAAGACACAAAAAUAACGUGUGCUCUUUUUUCCAAGUGCUUUUUCUAAGUGCUUUUUCCGUUGUGCAAUUGAGGUGAAGUUUGAUAAUUUUUCUGUGUAGUGGUUAAAUAUUGCUUAUUUUUAUUUACAUGGUAAAGAAAACAGAUUUAAAUGUUUGCGUGGCCAAAAAAAUUUGUCAUCUAAAAGGUAAAGUAAGUUUAUGUAGAAUGUAUGUUAAUGGUGCUUAUUUUUAAAAUGUAAUUCAAGUUUACAGUGUUAAUUAAUGUCUCUCUGCAGAAUUUAUUAGAGAAAUAAGGCUAGAACACAUCUACAUCCUGAAGAGCUUUUUAUAACUUCACAUUAUAUGAUGACAAAUUUUAUUAUUUUCCUUGAGGUUGAGCAGUUGACUUUUAUGGUCCAAAUGAUGAACCCGUUAACACAUGACUGAAUUAACCGUGAGACUUUGCAUUAAAAUGUGACAUUACAGCUGUCAGUUGGGGAAUAUAUUAUAAACAUUUCAGACAGUAUAUCAGAAACAAUGCUUUCAUUUGUAUUAUAAAGAAAAUGUAAUUUUGCUGUUAUCGCUGUACUUUUUUAUUGAAAAUGUUUUAUAACUUUGCUUUUAAAAUUUCUUAUGAAACCAUUUGCAAAAUACAUACUUAAUUUAAUAAAAUACUUCAGCCACUGUC